AAGGGGAAAAAGGGAAAAACGAUGACCAAUCUUAUCUGUUCAUCAAGCUGAGAAUUGAGGUGGUGAAGGUAUCGGAUAUUGAGAAUGGCGUGUGGGAGUAGCGCUAGCUGCACAUGGAGCAUGGCGACGCUGAGAUCAGCCCUCCCUUCCCUUCCUUCUCUUCUUUGUGCUCCCUCUCGCAUCACACUCACUCGCCCUAAACCCAUGCCAAUUCUUCCCUCUUUCACAGGCCUCGCUCCUCUCUCCCCCCUCCUCUCUCUCUCUUCUCCAGAAUCCACUAGCUUUGAGCAUAAUUUCACCAUUAUUGACAAUGGGGGUCGAAUCUCUGCCAUGAGACAUGGGAGGCGUGUCCCCAAACUCAAUAGGCCCCCUGAUCAGCGUCGGGCACUCCUUCGCGGCCUUACUACUCAGCUCCUUAAAUAUGGUCGCAUCAAAACAACUAGAGCAAGGGCAAGUGCCAUGAGAAAGUAUGUUGAUAAAAUGAUAACAUUGGCAAAGGAUGGAUCCCUUCAUAAGAGGAGACAGGCACUUGGGUUUAUUUAUGAAAAACAGAUUGUCCAUGCAUUAUUUGCUGAAGUCCCAGAUAGGUAUGGGGACAGGAAUGGAGGUUACACAAGAAUAAUUAGAACUCUGCCAAGGCGAGGGGACAAUGCACCAAUGGCUUACAUUGAGCUCGUUUAGCUGCUUACUAAUCCUCCUCAUGGUUAUUUUGUUGAUGAUUUAAUAGGUAAUCCACCCUGUAAUGGAAUUCGUCACUUGAAUUGUUUCUCUUAGUGCAGACAUAAUUUUGGUUGUCUAAUUUUGUGCUUGCCAAUGAUGGAUAGAAUGAUUAUCCAAUUUUAAAUGUAGGCAAAACCCAGUGGAUCUGAUGCUGCUUUGUCAUGUUUUUGUUACUGAGGUGCAUUUUGAUCUACCUGGAUGUUGCAGGAUAGAUUUUGUA
Molecule: messenger RNA, 940 nt
Organism: Vitis vinifera (wine grape)
Lineage: Eukaryota; Viridiplantae; Streptophyta; Magnoliopsida; Vitales; Vitaceae
Product: large ribosomal subunit protein bL17c
Exons: 2
Coding region: 85-681 (198 amino acids)
Biological process (GO): translation
Cellular component (GO): cytosolic large ribosomal subunit; ribosome
Molecular function (GO): structural constituent of ribosome
Source: RefSeq, a predicted model, not a curated record